UGAUUGGUGAAAAUGUGAUUUGGAAGAUGCUGCCGAGCCUAUAAUGCGGUGUCUCGAUGUCUCGACACAAAAAGUUUCAAAGCUUCCUUCUAGUUUUCUACGGCGCUUCGGCUCCCAGUACAAUUUUGGCCUCUUCACGCAACAAUUAUCUUUUCCUCCUCCCAAAUCCCGAUAGCGGUACGUUCUAUACCCCCGAGUUGAAUAGUCCGCUAUGCCAUUGUCGUCAAAAGAUUUUCAUAGUACACGUAUCGCCACAUGCAAGGAACAGGACUAAGGACGCAGAGUGGCCUAUCACGACUUUCCAUCGCCACAUCCCCAGCCAACUCAGAACUUGGCACAACGCACUGCCCAUGUUCGUCGUAUCUAGAAGCCAAACCUAUAUAUACUAUGUCGUAGUAACAGUCGUAGUAGAAGGAAUCAUAGAUGCAUCAGUGCACAUAUGUGUCUUUUACCUGCAAUUCCAUCUAACCAAUCCGUGAUGGCGAGUGCCCUACCACAUUACCACCUUACCACCACUAAUUAUCACUAAUACCUAUGUGGCCUAUGUGGUGGGGGGUUCGCGCAAUUGCCUACACACAUAUCUACCUAGUAGGUUAGGCAGUUGGAAAUCCUUCGCUGAUUCGACGGUCAUGCGCAUCACGAUUCUCAUUGGGGGGUUAUCUUCACUCCUUCCUCGGAGACCGAUGUGUGUCUUAUGAGCAUGCAUCGUUCGCGAAAGAUGUACAAAGAUGGAAGAAGAUGUGCCCAUCCACAAACAUAGUCGGGCACUAAGAUGGAUGAACUGACUGACUGACUGACUGACUGACCUUGACCGCCACGCCCGCAUCGUCGGAGGCAUACAUACAUACAUGUAUGUACGACAACUCUAUCUAGUCUCUAUCUACAAACUAAGUAUGUACAUGCCUUGGUAGAUAUUACGCACAUCUGUCCCCGGGUUGCUCGAACAGGCUGCGCGACGCGCUAAAGCGACUUUUUUUUAAACAGGAAACUUCCAAGUUGCUGUAUCUCGUACUUACCGAUUCGAUGGUAUGCAUAUGUGCUACAUGUACAGUAUGUAGGUAGAGGUAAUGCAUGAACCUAACACGACAGCUCGAUAAAGCAAGGGGCAGGGCAGAA
Molecule: messenger RNA, 1116 nt
Organism: Hypoxylon fragiforme
Lineage: Eukaryota; Fungi; Ascomycota; Sordariomycetes; Xylariales; Hypoxylaceae
Exons: 3
Coding region: 57-479 (140 amino acids)
Source: RefSeq, a predicted model, not a curated record